UGACGCGGAGUCAGAGGCAGCGAUUGGAGAGCAGAAUGGAAUUAUAAGGGGAGGGUGAAACGCACCAAGGCGUCCCAAAGAGCAGUCGGCCUCAGAUCUGACACCGCAGUACGCGCACAAGUCAGAAGAGUCAGUCCACCGCCUUCCUUCACCAUGCAUCCAACAAGACUUCCAGCUUGGCAGUGACAAGUGAUUCUAAAGUGGCGAGCAUUUAUCCUUUUAGGCAAAGUAUUUGCGCGUGAAGGCUGAAAUCGAGGAGAAGCUGUGCGUAUUUCCUUCGACUUUUUUCCUUUUGCUUCGCUGGGAGCCAAAACCAGGCGGGGUUAGCGUUUCUGGAGGAUUUCUCUCUCUCUUAUUGUUUUUUAAUUAAAAGGGAAUAUUUUGGAAUUCUUUUCACCGACAUGGAGUACACAUCUUCCCCGAAACCUCAGCUGUCAUCCCGGGCAAAUGCCUUCUCCAUAGCCGCACUGAUGUCCAGCGGGAAGCCCGGUAAGGACAAGGAGGCGGAGGAGAACACCAUCAAGCCUCUCGAGCAAUUUGUGGAGAAGUCCUCCUGCAAUCAGCAGUCUCUGGCUGACCUGUCUUCCCUGGACGGACACGGGGACUUCAGCGGGAACGCGCCGGCGGUGUGCACGGAGCCACUCAUCCCCACCAAUCCCGGCGUCCCCAGCGAGGAGAUGGCGAAGAUCUCUUGCAGCCUUGAAACCAAAGAGCUGUGGGACAAAUUUCACGAGCUCGGCACCGAAAUGAUCAUCACCAAGUCUGGAAGGAGAAUGUUUCCAACAAUCCGGGUCUCUUUCUCCGGGGUGGACCAGGACUCCAAGUACAUCGUGUUGAUGGACAUCGUCCCGGUGGACAACAAGCGGUACCGGUACGCCUACCACCGUUCCUCCUGGCUGGUAGCCGGCAAGGCCGACCCUCCUCUGCCUGCCAGGUUGUACGUCCAUCCGGACUCGCCGUUUACCGGGGAGCAACUGAUGAAGCAAAUGGUUUCUUUCGAGAAAGUCAAACUGACAAACAACGAACUGGACCAACACGGACACAUUAUCCUCAACUCCAUGCAUAAGUACCAGCCACGGGUCCACAUCAUUAAGAAGAAGGACCACACCGCCUCGCUGCUCAAUCUCAAAUCUGAGGAGUUCCGCACCUUUGUCUUUGUUGAGACCGUCUUCACUGCCGUCACAGCCUAUCAGAACCAGCUGAUAACCAAACUGAAGAUUGACAGCAAUCCAUUCGCCAAAGGUUUCCGGGACUCCUCGCGGCUGACAGACAUGGAGAGCAGGGAAAGUGUUGAGAAUCUAAUCCACAAGCACUCGUACGCCCGGUCGCCGAUACGAACCUACGCUGGUGAUGAGGAAAACCUGAGCGAGGAUGGACACUCAUCGCAUGCCAGAGUUUCAGCCUUCACAGCUUCAGACAACCUCUCUCUGAGCUCCUGGGUCACCACCACCUCGGGCUUCUCGGGCUUCCAGCACCCACAGGCCCUGUCGGCCAUGGGCAGCAGUACCGCCUCGCUGCCCCACCCCAUCCAGGGCUCCCUGCCCCCCUACAGUCGUCUGGGAAUGCCACUAACACCCACCGCUCUGGCUGGAACCAUGCAGGGCAGCGGACCGUCUUUCCCUUCCUUCCACAUGCCCCGCUACCACCACUACUUCCAGCAGGGCCCCUAUGCCGCCAUCCAGGGACUCCGCCACUCCUCUACGGUCAUGACACCCUUCGUAUGACUUCAACCUCAGGAGGAGAGAGCUGAACCUUGCUCUGAUGCUCAACCCAAUCAUGUGCAACAACUUAUUUAUGUGCUCCGGUUCAUCACUGCUAAUCAAGUUUGUAUCUUCCCCUCUGCUCUUUGAAAAUAAUCACCUGCAGUGAGUGAGUCCUGACCUGCAGACCUGCGGAAACACCAGCAGAUCCUGUGGUGUCUAUGAACACUUCAGAGACACUGUACUUAUUCAGAUUCAGAAAACUUUUUUUUGUCCAGAGGGGUGAAUGGGUGGGGGGAGGGGCAAUUUAAGAGUACAAACUAUAAAAUCUAAUGCAAGACGAUAACACAAGCAUGUUUCAUCAUGGCCUUCGACAAACAGAAAGUGGAUCUUCAACUUAUUUUAACAGGUUUCCCACAGUCUCAUUUAUUAAACAUUUAUUACUCCUGUAACACAACAGGGAUCUUUUUUUUUGCCAGGGAUGGCAGGCUGCUGUGGGAUCUUUUGUGGUGACACUCAUCUGGUGCCACUGUGGUGCAGUCUGAACAUUUGAGCUUGCCAGACAGGCAGAGCAGCCUCCUCAGCCUUCCUGUGUUUUUGAGAAAGCCAGCCAUAUGUACAGUUCAAAGACAAAACUCCACACUCUGUUGAAAAUGAUGUACGUUAGAAUUCAUUGUACAGAAGAACAUGCUACAUUUAUCCAUAGGUAAAUUAUCACUUUUGAGUGCAAACACAAAAAAAAAAAAAAGAAAUAUAUAGGACGCAUGCUGACCGCAGUAGACAAACACACUGUUUGUUUUGUUCAGAGGCCCGGUUACACCAGCGCUGCAAUAAAUACUAAUUAGAGUAUAGGCAAGAAACAUGUAAAUAAAGUAGAAUACAAGAAAGAUUUGUUCUCUUGGGCCACUCGCAGGUCUACAAACAAAAACAAAAUUAGAAAGGAGCUAGAAACAAGAUUGAUGAUGAUUAUUUUAUUAUUAUUUUUACAUGGAGAAUUCACAUUUUUCACGUUUGAAAAGAAAUUUUAAAUAGGUUCAAACAUUUUGGGCUUGGCAAGCAAUUUUCAUUCAAGUAAACCACUGCCUUCUUUCAAAUCCUGCAUCAAAUAGGGGUGUUUUCAUGUUGGAAUCAAAUUUUGAACUAUUCUCACAAACAAGUCCCAUUAGUUGGGUUACCAAACUGAAUCCAAUAUAAAUUAAGCUUUUUUAGCUUGUGAAGAAGUUACUUUAUGGGAUGUAGAAGACGCUAGAAACCAAGUAAGUAGCAUCACAAUACAUUUAUCACCAGUUCAGUAACAACAAAUCAAAUAAGUAACACUAUACUGUGAAUGAAAUUGUGUGAAAAACUUGAGAACGAAACUGUGAAGAGCUAGUGUGACAGCUUAGUUCUAUCAUGCUUUCUAUCAUAGAGUUUAUGUCUUCUGUAAUGUACAAAAGAAAUAGUUUGACACACUGGUUGGCCAGGUGUGCAGAGGAGAGAAAACUAGCUGGCUUUAAACUUAAAUGCUCCAGAACAGGCAUCACACAAACUAGUCAUGUUUAAGCAAAAAAAAAAAAUUUCACCGCAGAUGGAUGGUUGCUGUCUGGAGUGACCGGGCCUCAACUAAGAGGAGUUCAAAGACAUCUGUAUGAAAAUAGCCAUAUUUAAAUUUCUUUAAGCGAGUGAAACUGGCUGUAGCCCUUAUAGAUCUGCUUCCACUGGCCUCACAUAGGUUCAAUUAGUAAGCAAUCACUCUCUAAUUAGUUUUAUGUCUGAGCACAGAAACAUGUUUUUCAUUGUAAACAGGCAUUUACUCUGACUCCAACUUGUUUUCAGCUUUCUGUAGCCUAUUAGUAGUCAGUCUUUAGCAGGUGUUACUGAAAUGAUUCAUGGUCCCGUCAGAGUGUGUGGACGGGGUAUCCACACCUCCAAAUAAUGGCUCUCUGCUGGUUGGGGAAGGCAGAGAGAAGUGCAGUCGACUCUCAUGCAUAGUAUCUCAACAGUGGAGUCAUUUACUUGAAAAAGCUAUGAAAUUAUUGGUUGAACAGGUAAUAAUAAAAACAAUAUUCUUUAUGAUUAAGUCCUAAAUUCAACAGCCAGACUGAUGAAACAUUACCAAUUUACAGAUGAACAGUUUGAAAUCCUGACAUGUUUGAAGCUACAACUAUUGAGGGUGGUUUAUUUUUUUUAUUAUUGUUUUAAUAAUUGGUUAUGAAAAUAGCUGUUGAGUUUUUUUUUAUUGUUUCGCCCAAGAAUAGUUUUAAAAAAUAAAAUUUGAAGAACCAGUAUCAAAAAUAUUUCUUUAUAAAAACAAGUAAAAUACUUUAUUAUUAUUAUUAUUAUUAUUAUUAUUAUUAUUAUUAUUUUGGUUUAUACUAAAACAUGAAAAGAAUCUCUCUGAACAACUGGAUUUGUUCAACCUGUCAUGAUGCAAUUAUUUUUAAUAUUGAAUUUGAAUUAUACUGAAAACAAGUUAGUUUAAGUAAUAAAAAAAAUCCUAAUACAAAAUUAAUACUUUGCAUGGAGCUUUUUUUUUUGGAGCCUCACAUUCUUUCACAAAAUCAGGCAUCAAGUGGUUUCCAGCCUUUUUACUUUGAACAGUGUUUUUCUUUGCAUGAUGAUCAGUGCAACAAACAGUCUCCAUAUGAUGUUCAAAAGAAUGACAGAGCUGCGUGAGCUAGUGAGACAAACUAAAAUGUCCCAGUUUGACUUGUGUCAUAUGAAGCUUGUCACAACAGCAUACGGACUUAAAAGCAGUUGAUUUCUUCUCAUUUGUUCAGUGAGCAGAGAAAUCAAAUCAAAUCCUCGUCCUUUUCUGAUGUACAGCCUGAACUGAAUGAUGACGUCCAUUGAUGUAAAUGUUAAAAACUUCUUGCCACUGAAAAUAAUCUCUUUAAAAAAAAAAAAAAAAGAAUGUUUUGUUUGAAUUUGUAUGUCAUAAUCUUAAUACUACACCCUAUGAGAUUGUGUUUUGAUGAUUUUUAAGUGCAAUAUAUUUAUUUUGCUCUGGAAAUGAUGUGUAAUGUACUAUGCCGCAUUAAAUUGUUAUUUGAAAACUGAGAAAUAUAUAUAUCACCAUCAAACACUGA
This is a messenger RNA of Mugil cephalus (flathead mullet), 4768 nucleotides long. It is a transcript of the gene tbx20, whose product is annotated as T-box transcription factor 20. NCBI's taxonomy places the organism in Eukaryota, Metazoa, Chordata, Actinopteri, Mugiliformes, Mugilidae. The record is from RefSeq and is a predicted model, not a curated record. Gene Ontology annotation, molecular function: RNA polymerase II cis-regulatory region sequence-specific DNA binding; DNA-binding transcription factor activity, RNA polymerase II-specific. Gene Ontology annotation, biological process: positive regulation of DNA-templated transcription; regulation of transcription by RNA polymerase II; cell fate specification. Gene Ontology annotation, cellular component: nucleus. The transcript has 8 exons. The coding region runs from base 402 to 1724 and encodes 440 amino acids.